This is a messenger RNA of Medioppia subpectinata, 743 nucleotides long. The record is from the annotation of a GenBank genome assembly. NCBI's taxonomy places the organism in Eukaryota, Metazoa, Arthropoda, Arachnida, Sarcoptiformes, Oppiidae.
GGCCGUCAACUCGAAGGCAAAGUUUGCAGUUCCUCUCUAUGCCAUCCUAUAGGCACCUCAUGAAGAGACGAUCCGAAGUGGAUCUCCAAAGUGUACUUAACGAACAUCAAUCCAAAAUUGAGGAAUUGCACAGAAUUUUCUCACAAACUAUGCUUAACCUGAAUCAGGAACAGUUCAAAGCCGAACUGGAUCUCUAUGAGAAAUACCAUGAUCAGGUUUCCACUGCUAUUGAGAAAGCGAUAAACGUCUCGCAAACGGGUCAACAGCAACACCUUCAGGCACUCCACGACCAGGAGGUGAACACUCUUAUGAAGCGACUCGAGGCUCAACACAAAGAGGAAUUGAAUACAUUGAGCAAAAAGCACAAGGACAAAAAUGAAUUGGCCAGGAUCAAACGGGAACUGCAACAGAAGUUCAUAGAGCAGGCUGUCGGCGAAAGACAGCGAUUCCAUUCCUUACUUCUGAAACGCAAAUCAGAACUGGAAGUGCGUCACGAAGAGGUCCGCAAGAAGUUUGACGAAGAAAAGCAUCUGAUUCUCGAGAGGAGGCGAACUGAAUACGAAGAGAAGUGUCAGAAUGUGGUCAAACAAUACGAGUCCAAUCCAUUGCUGUUCACAUCAUCUCUGCCGACGACCUCUUGCUCUUUAGGACAUAAUAUUCAAUCGCACGACUCAUCGACCGCUUUGUGAUGACUCUAACCACUCGUUCUUUCAGAACUGAAUUUUCUGUAAGUUUUAUGUAUU